Molecule: messenger RNA, 2476 nt
Organism: Aspergillus piperis CBS 112811
Lineage: Eukaryota; Fungi; Ascomycota; Eurotiomycetes; Eurotiales; Aspergillaceae
Product: putative AAA family ATPase/60S ribosome export protein Rix7
Exons: 3
Coding region: 80-2290 (736 amino acids)
Biological process (GO): ribosome biogenesis
Cellular component (GO): nucleus
Molecular function (GO): preribosome binding; RNA binding; ATP hydrolysis activity
Source: RefSeq, a predicted model, not a curated record
AAAAUUGUGGGAAUUCAUCGCCAGCGGGGAUCUUUAUCACCCCCGAUUAUCGCAUCUAUAGCCCCUGCUCUGAUUCAAGAUGCGUCGUGGGGGCAGGCCGACGCUGAGGCAGGGCCUCGACAAGGAUAUCUACCAGAUCGUGCGCAAAAUCAUUGACGACAAUGCUGAGAAUGCCCAAUUCCGCCUGUCGGUCUCCAGCAUUUACGAUACCAUCAAGCGGUCCAAUUCCAGCCUGAACAGGAAGCCGAAGCGCAUUCUCGAAGACAGCAUCGAGCGCGUGGUGGAAGUGCUGAAAGCCGACGUCCUCGGGGAAGAUGAGAACGACUCCAUAGACGGCGACUUUGAAGGUCUGGAGGAGCCACCGGCACCGGAAUCGAACAGCCUCAACAAGAGCCUGGUUGGUAUGUGGAAUACAACCAACAGCUCGAAGCCCUCGAAACAGAGCGAAUCCAACACCGCCGAGUCAACAGCACCUCCUUCUACCUCCACGAAGAAACGGCACCAUGGUGGUGAAUCGCAGUCCUCCAAGCGCCGCAAGGCCGAGGCCGCAGUCGACCGUUCUCCCCCCACACAUAUCAGUCUGGCCGAUCUGGGUGGAUUGGACGAUGUCGUGCAGGAGCUCGGGGAUCUUGUCAUCCUGCCCAUGACACGCCCACAAGUCUACAUGUCGUCCAAUGUCCAGCCUCCUCGCGGUGUUCUGCUACAUGGUCCGCCAGGUUGCGGUAAAACCAUGAUCGCAAACGCAUUCGCCGCCGAGCUGGGCGUCCCCUUCAUCUCCAUAUCCGCUCCAUCCGUCAUCUCCGGCAUGUCAGGAGAGUCCGAGAAGGCUCUCCGCGAAUACUUCGAAGAAGCCAAGAGAAUCGCGCCCUGCUUAAUAUUCAUUGACGAAAUCGACGCUAUUACCCCCAAGCGUGAAAGCGCCCAACGAGAGAUGGAGAAGCGCAUCGUCGCCCAACUCCUCACCUGCAUGGACGACUUGGCCCUCGAAAAGACCGACGGAAAGCCCGUCAUCGUCCUGGCGGCCACCAAUCGUCCCGACAGCUUGGACGCAGCCCUGCGUCGCGGAGGUCGUUUCGACAAGGAAAUCAACAUGACCGUCCCCUCGGAGCCCGUCCGCGAGCAGAUCCUGCGCGCCCUCACCCGCAAGAUGCGUCUCGUCGAUGACCUCGACUUCAAGACCCUUGCCAAGCGUACCCCCGGCUUCGUCGGUGCUGAUCUGAACGACCUCGUUGCCACCGCCGGUGCCGCCGCCAUCAAACGCUACCUCGAACUCCUCAAGUCCAACAGCGGCGAGGAAAUGGAAAUGGAAAUCGAAGGCGAAGCCGACAUCAUCAGCCCUAAGGUCAAAGAACUCCGCCGCCUCAUCACCCACGCUAAAGAAACGCCCAUCGGCGACGAAACCCAAACUGUCCUCGUCUCCAACGCCGACUUCUUCACAGCUCUCCCUAAGAUCCAACCCUCCUCCAAGCGCGAAGGCUUCGCCACUAUCCCCGACACCACCUGGGCUGACAUCGGUGCCCUCGGCGGCAUUCGCGACGAACUGUCCACCGCCAUCGUCGAACCCAUCAAGAACCCCGAAAUCUACGCCAACGUUGGUAUCACCGCUCCCACCGGCGUCCUCCUCUGGGGUCCCCCCGGUUGCGGUAAAACGCUCCUCGCCAAAGCCGUGGCCAACGAGUCCCGCGCCAACUUCAUCAGCGUCAAGGGUCCCGAACUUCUCAACAAAUUCGUUGGUGAAUCCGAACGCGCCGUCCGCCAGGUCUUUGUUCGCGCCCGCUCCUCCGUUCCCUGCGUCAUCUUCUUCGAUGAACUCGACGCUCUCGUCCCCCGUCGUGACGAUACCCUCUCUGAAGCCUCCGCCCGCGUCGUUAACACCCUCCUUACUGAACUCGAUGGCCUCGGCAGCAGCCGUCAAGGCCUCUACGUCAUCGCGGCCACGAACCGGCCCGAUAUCAUCGACCCGGCUAUGCUGCGCCCCGGUCGUCUGGAGACCCUUCUCUUUGUUAACUUGCCCAGUCCGCUUGAACGUGUCGAGAUCCUGCAGACCCUCGUCAGGAACUUGCCUAUCGAGUUCAAUGAGGAUCUGCGCAGACUUGCCGAGGAGUGUGAGGGCUUCAGUGGUGCUGAUCUGGGCAGUUUGCUUCGUCGCGCUGGUUACUCGGCUAUUAAGAGACGGGACAGUAUCAAGUUCGAGGACUUUGUCGCUGCCAAGGCGUUCAUUCGGCCUAGUGUUACGGAUUUGAAGAAGUAUGAGAAGUUGAGGAGGGAUUGGAGUGGUGGUGUGGUGUAAAUAAUAAUAAUUAGAUUAUUCAGUCAGUGUUUUUUGGUGUGUGUACAUACAUCGAUGUACCUUCGGGAUUGUUUCUUUUACUUAUUAUCUCUUUUGUGCUGUUUCUUCAUUGUGUGCAUAUAGAGAAAGUGGAGGGAUCCAAAAAAAGAAGUGAUGAAUAAUGAUAGAUCUUUUGAGGGAUAUUCA